AUGGCCGGUGUCCCCGGCCCGCUCCGCCUGGUGCUCCUGCUGCUCGGGACGGUGGGCAGGGCCGGCCCCCGCCCCCAGGGUGCCACUGUGUCUCUGUCGGAGACAGUGCAGAAAUGGCGGGAAUACCGGAAAGAUUGCCAGCAUUUCCUGACUGAGUCUCCACCCCCAGCCACAGGCCUCUUCUGCAACCGGACUUUUGACGACUAUGCCUGCUGGCCAGAUGGGUUACCCGGCUCCUUCGUGAACGUCAGCUGCCCCUGGUAUCUGCCCUGGGCCAACAGCGGUGAGCCCCACCACUACAUCUCUUCCUUGCCCUGUAUCCAGGAAGCUGAGGCGUGGGGACACCUACACUGCACCCGGAACUACAUCCACCUGAACCUGUUUGCAUCCUUCAUCCUCCGUGCUCUGUCCGUCUUCAUCAAGGACGCAGCCCUCAAGUGGAUGUACAGCACAGCUGCCCAGCAGCACCAGUGGGAUGGACUCCUCUCCUACCAGGACUCUGUGGGCUGUCGCCUGGUCUUCCUGCUCAUGCAGUACUGCGUAGCAGCCAAUUACUACUGGCUUCUGGUGGAGGGGGUGUACCUGUACACGCUGCUGGCCUUCUCAGUUUUCUCCGAACAGCGCGUCUUCAGAAUCUACCUGAGCAUAGGCUGGGGUGUUCCCCUGCUGUUUGUUACCCCCUGGGGCAUCAUCAAGUACCUCUAUGAGGAUGAGGGUUGCUGGACCAGGAACUCAAACAUGAACUACUGGCUCAUUAUCCGCCUGCCCAUCCUCUUUGCCAUUGGAGUGAACUUCCUUAUCUUUGUCCGGGUCAUCUGCAUCGUGGUGGCCAAACUGAAGGCCAAUCUUAUGUGCAAGACAGACAUCAAGUGCAGACUUGCCAAGUCCACGCUGACGCUUAUCCCGUUGCUGGGGACCCACGAGGUCAUUUUUGCCUUCGUGAUGGAUGAGCACGCCCGGGGGACGCUGCGCUUCAUCAAACUGUUCACAGAGCUCUCCUUCACCUCCUUCCAGGGACUGAUGGUGGCCAUCUUGUACUGCUUUGUCAACAACGAGGUCCAGAUGGAGUUUCAGAAGAGCUGGGAGCGCUGGAGGCUGGAGCACUUGCACAUCCAGAGAGACAGCAGCAUGAAGCCCCUUAAAUGUCCCACCCACAGCCUGAGCAGCGGGGGCACCGUGGGCAGCAGUGUGUACGCAGCCACCUGCCAGGCUUCCUGCAGCUAA
Messenger RNA from Chrysochloris asiatica (Cape golden mole), 1224 nucleotides. It is a transcript of the gene GLP1R, whose product is annotated as glucagon-like peptide 1 receptor. Bases 1 to 1224 code for a protein of 407 amino acids. Gene Ontology annotation, cellular component: plasma membrane. Lineage: Eukaryota; Metazoa; Chordata; Mammalia; Afrosoricida; Chrysochloridae. Gene Ontology annotation, molecular function: glucagon receptor activity; peptide hormone binding. Gene Ontology annotation, biological process: adenylate cyclase-activating G protein-coupled receptor signaling pathway; cell surface receptor signaling pathway. The transcript is spliced from 11 exons. The record is from RefSeq and is a predicted model, not a curated record.